Symbiodinium necroappetens is the source of this 1165-nucleotide messenger RNA. NCBI's taxonomy places the organism in Eukaryota, Dinophyceae, Suessiales, Symbiodiniaceae. The record is from the annotation of a GenBank genome assembly.
GCGCAUGGGCUCCCGUGUCGUUGUUGUGGAGGAGGCCGGCGAGCUCCUGGAGUGCCAGUUGAUGGCUUGUCUCUCCUCCGAGAAUUUGCAGCAGGUGGUGCUCAUUGGCGAUCAUCAGCAACUACGUCCCAAAGUCAACACCUAUGAUCUUUGUCGGAGGCACAAGUUUGAUCUUUCGCUCUUCGAGCGCUUGGUCGUCUCCGGCUGCGACAGGGCCAAGCUGGUAACGCAACUGAGGAUGCAUCCCGACGUCUCCGAUCUUGUUCGGCCAUUCUACGACAGGAUCGAGGAUCAUGCGCGCGUGAUGAACUACCCCAUGAUCCCAGGAGUUGCCGACAGGUUGUACUGGCUCAGCCAUUCUCAGGAAGAAGACAGCUGGGGAAACCCUCAGAUGCUGAGCAAAGUCAACAGCCACGAGGCGAAGCUGGCAGUUCGCCUUGCGCAGCAUCUGGUGUACAACGGAAUCGACAAGGGUCGCAUCACUCUUUUGACCCCGUACCUGGGACAGAAGCGAGAGAUCAAGAAGCUGCUGCCCCGUGAGCUCAUGAGUUCGUAUGUCAGUGCCGGUGGCGACGUGCAAGAGGAGCAGCCCAAAGGCAAGGGCAAGAAGGGCAAAGACAAGGGCAAGGACAAGGGGAAGGGAAAGGGCAAGGGACAGGGCAAGCAAGGCAAAGGCAAAGCUGAUGGAAGCUCUCGGAUGAUUCCGGGCGUCCGGAUCGUCACCAUUGACGACUACCAGGGUGAAGAAAACGACGUCAUCAUCCUAUCCCUGGUCCGAAGCAACCCCAAGAACAUCCUCGGCUUCUGUUCCAUCGAGAAUCGUCUGAUCGUUGCUCUGUCCCGAGCCCGGCAUGGCAUGUAUGUCUUGGGCGACUGGUCCAACUUCGAGAAGGACGACAAGUGGUUCCAAGUCAUCAGCAAGCUGGAGGACAGACACCGCAUUGGCAGCUCGCUCAACCUCCGUUGUGCCAAACAUCCAAGAGAUGAUGGUAUGGUGAAGACAGCGGAAGAUUUUGAUCGCAAAGCCCUCCAUGGUGGAUGCCAACGAGAUUGCGACACAUUGCUGCCCAGAUGCGGGCAUCGCUGCCACCUAAAAUGCCACCCCUUCGAUCCCGAGCACAAGGAUGUCGUGUGCAACAACUUUUGCAGCAGGCCUUGGCCGUGA